This is a messenger RNA of Zophobas morio, 939 nucleotides long. RefSeq lists its product as uncharacterized. NCBI's taxonomy places the organism in Eukaryota, Metazoa, Arthropoda, Insecta, Coleoptera, Tenebrionidae. Gene Ontology annotation, cellular component: plasma membrane. The coding region runs from base 1 to 939 and encodes 312 amino acids. The record is from RefSeq and is a predicted model, not a curated record. The transcript is spliced from 6 exons. Gene Ontology annotation, biological process: sensory perception of smell; detection of chemical stimulus involved in sensory perception of smell. Gene Ontology annotation, molecular function: olfactory receptor activity; odorant binding.
AUGACGAACACAAUCAAAGAGUGCUUUAGUCUUACCAUCAUCACUCUGCGCUUUGUGGGUUUAUAUCCGGACAACAAUGAGCCUUUGGUGAGAAAAAUCUGGGCAUAUACUUUGUAUUUUCUUGAAGUGUUACUCACGAUACUCACGCUGGUCAAUCUUAUUCUUGAGGACAACCUGGAUACGAUGGUGAUGAACCAGAUGGUGAUAUUUUUAACCGAAACCGGGUCAAGUUGUUUCAAACUUUUACCCUUUUUAAUCAAUGGACACGAAAUCAAACACUGCAUCAAUUAUUUUGGGCACCGCAGAUUUGCGCCUAAACAUCCUCAAGCUAAGAAAAUCAUGGACGAUUGCAUCCGAGUAUGCAAACGAAACAUCAGAAUCUUCUUCGGUGUUGUCGGAGUUGCUGCGUUUUUCUUUAACACGUUUCCUCUGAUCAGAGAGAAAUACACGCUUCAAGUGAAUAUCUGGGUUCCGUAUGAAUUGUCAAGAGAUAUAGUUUUCAUUCCGACGUACAUUUGUGUUCUGAUAGUGUCUUUGCACAUUGUGUUUGUUGGCGAAAUGAUAGGACCUUUAAUUGGAAGAAACAUGUUGACGAUGUGCUUUAGUUGUAUUGGUUUAACACUGGUUUCUUUUACAAACACUGACGCUAUUAUAUAUGUGAUGGCUUACGGUAUUUUAUCGUUUGAAAUUUUUUUCUAUUGCCACUACGGGACACUCUUGUUUGAAGAAGUGAACAAUGAAACUCUUAUUCAAGACGUAUGUUUAGCUUCGUGGUAUAAAUAUGACACUAAGAUCAGGAAAAUUUUGCUGAUCAUCAUGGAACGGUCAAAAACACCUUUAGUUUUAUCGGCGGGGAAAGUUGUGGAUUUGACUUACCGUACUUUUAUGACGGUUUUAAAAACGAGUUAUUCACUAAUUGCUGUGAUGAACAACUAUUAG